UUUUGAACGAUCUUUGUUAUCAAUUAGAAAUCUGGCGCGUUUUUCAUCCAACAACUGGGAAUAGCUGUACAUUGGGUAUCCCUGUUUGAAAUGGCUCGUAGUGCAGAAAAGGCUAUGACUGCACUCGCUCGAUGGAGAGCAGUUUAUGUGGAUCGUGUUCAAGAGACGAAGAAAAGGCCAUAUAUCGCUUCUGAGUGCACCGGGUUGAAAGAUUCUCUGUAUUACAGACGCCAAAUCGUUCAUGAAAUAUCUCGAAAAAUAGCUCAAAUACAGAAUCGUAUAACUCAUUUCUUCCAUCCAACAUUUUUACUUCCAGCUAGCUUAGGUGAAUAUAAACUAAGGGAUUUGAACGAUGACAUAAACAAGCUUAUUCGAGAAAAAUCCCACUGGGAAGACCACAUAAAAAACCUUGGGGGUCCUGACUUUAAAGCAGAAGCACCGAAAAUGCUUGAAAAAGAGGGGAAAGAAGUUCCUGGGAAUAGAGGCUACAGAUAUUAUGGAGCAGCUCGUGAUCUUCCGGGAGUGCGCGAAUUAUUUGAAGAAGAUCCUCAACCAGUAGCUAGGAAAUCUAGAGGCGAGUUAAUGAAGCUAGUUGACGUAUCGUAUUAUGGUAACUGUGAUGAAGAUGAUGGUGUAAUUGUACCUCAGGAAGCUGUUUAUGAGCAAGAAGCUAUUGCGCAUAAAAUUGCUGAAUGGAAAUAUCGUAAAGCAUCUGACUCUCAACCAGGAUAUUCAUGCAAGCCGCUCGGGGAUGAAUUUGAUGAACUAGAUGAGGAUAAUGCGGAUACCAGAAACAUAUAUGACGUUGGUGACAAUCCGGCUGAUAUAGAAUUGAUGCGUCUUUAUGAGGCAAUCGAUGAAAAUAAUGAAGUUGGAUCGAUUGACUUUUCUAAUGCAGAACAAUUAGUAGCACUAAUAAAUGACGACGAAAAUACAGAUGACUUAGAUGAUCAUACAGGAAGGUCGGCGACCAAAUCUAUGAGUUCUUUAAGCACCACGGUGAAGCGAGCAUUCGUCGCUCAUGUUCCAAUCUACUCACAAGAGCAGAUUGAAGCGGCACUAGUAGCCCAGCGCAAACGUGAAAUUCUUGAGAAAUAUAUGUCUAGUGAUCUGUUAGCAAGUAUGGCACAAACUGGGGAAAUCCUUGGCUUUGAAAAUAGUGAUGAAAUAAACUCAAGUUAUCAAGUUGUAAACGACAGUCAUUUUUCGUCAAUCCCGACAACAGAUUCCAAUGUUAACGUUGACUUCGAUACAAAUGAAGGAGAGAAAAAGAACUAAUACUUUAUUUUGUGGCCUUUAGAAUGUAUAUUUUUGUACAAAUAUAAAGCAUUUAAGUAAUGCAAUCAAAACUCCGUGUUUUUUGCGUCUUAUUUUACAAUGGGAUUCGAUAGUAAUUCCGUCAAAAACAUAUAUAAAAAAACUAUCUCAGUGACAAGUUUGGAGGAUCUGUAAAAAUCAUUUGUGAUCUCUUGUACUAUUGUAUGAAGAUAUGUUCUGAAGUGCAGGAUAAUAUUACUAUGUCUCGCUUUUGUUAGCAAGACAACAUUCAUUUAUCGUUGCACUACCUAGUACAAUCACCGAUCCCUGAAUAUGUUAUCAAGUAAAAACAAGUUAAUAUCAGAUAUUACUUAGUAAACUUAUAUUUUUAUGAUUAGACUGUUGCAUGCAGUUCACUUUCCAGUGAUCAACUGUGCCCGGCGCUUUAACCGGGUUGGUGGACACUAAGGGUCCACCUAGGAGAGUUGGAAAACCUUCAUUCCAAACUAAUGGUACACAUGGGCUCCAGGGUCCUGAGCGAAAAAAAGGCGUAUGAACCAAUUAUUGGUCA
Schistosoma curassoni is the source of this 1828-nucleotide messenger RNA. The record is from the annotation of a GenBank genome assembly. Lineage: Eukaryota; Metazoa; Platyhelminthes; Trematoda; Strigeidida; Schistosomatidae.